CCGAAGCAGAUAGAUCCCGUCGGGUUUUCGUUUGGCUCCUCAGAAAGCUUUCUCCUCCUGCCUACUCCUUUACUCCUCUCACUUCAUUCUUGUGCUUUUGACUCUGACUUCGAUUGCUCUCCCUUUCCCGAGGACUCACGGUUCUACUGUAGUGGUAGAGGUUUCACAGAGAGGAAUUGAGAAUGUCUGCUGAUACGGUUGGAAAGACAAUUACCUGCAAGGCCGCCGUUGCCUGGGAAGCAGGAAAGGACCUCACGAUUGAGGAUAUCGAGGUUGCGCCGCCCAAGGCCCAUGAAGUGCGCAUUCAGAUCUACUAUACUGGUGUCUGCCAUACCGAUGCAUACACUCUCUCCGGCAAGGACCCCGAAGGCGCCUUCCCCAUCGUUCUCGGCCACGAGGGCGCUGGUAUCGUCGAAUCAGUCGGUGAGGGCGUCACCAGCGUGAAGCCCGGAGACCAUGUCGUUGCGCUAUACACCCCCGAAUGCCGCGAAUGCAAGUUCUGCAAGUCCGGCAAGACCAACCUCUGCGGCAAGAUCCGCGCCACACAGGGCAAGGGCGUCAUGCCGGACGGAACCUCACGCUUCAAGUGCAAGGGCAAGGACCUGCUGCACUUCAUGGGCACCUCGACCUUCUCCCAGUACACCGUCGUAGCCGACAUCUCCGUCGUCGCUAUAACCCCCGAAGCUCCCAUGGACCGCACUUGUCUGCUCGGCUGCGGCAUCACCACCGGCUACGGCGCCGCCGUCAUCACCGCCGGUAAGGGCGGCAUCGAAAAGGGCUCCAACGUGGCCGUCUUCGGCGCCGGCUGCGUCGGCCUCAGCGUCAUCCAGGGAGCCGUCAAGAACGGCGCCGGCAAGAUCAUCGCCGUGGACGUGAACGACAGCAAGGAAGCGUGGGCAAAGAAGUUCGGUACCACGGAUUUCAUCAAUCCUACCAAGCUCGGGAACCAGAGUAUCCAGGAGAAGCUGAUUGAGAUGACGGAUGGCGGGUGUGAUUAUACAUUUGAUUGCACGGGCAAUGUGCAUGUCAUGAGGAGUGCUCUGGAGGCGUGUCAUAAGGGGUGGGGAGAGAGUAUCAUCAUUGGGGUUGCGGCCGCGGGUCAGGAGAUCAGUACUAGACCAUUCCAGCUCGUCACCGGCCGCGUAUGGAAGGGCUGCGCUUUCGGAGGCGUCAAGGGCCGCACCCAGCUCCCGGGCCUGGUCCAGGAUUAUCUGGAUGGCAAGCUCAAGGUGGAUGAGUUCAUUACGCAUAGGCAGCCGUUGUCGGGGAUCAAUCAGGCGUUUGCGGAUAUGAAGGCUGGGGAUUGUAUUCGGUGCGUGGUGAAUAUGAGGGAGGUUUAGGGGGUGAGGCAUGGGGAUGGAGUAAGGCGUCUAGUUAAGAAAAGUGGAGAUGCAUGGAUGGAGAUAGAUGAGAGUGUAUAUUGAGAUCUUUAGGCGACAUGAAGUGCGAUGAUGAUGAGGAUGAUGAUA
Messenger RNA from Westerdykella ornata, 1469 nucleotides. RefSeq names its product alcohol dehydrogenase. The coding region runs from base 183 to 1340 and encodes 385 amino acids. Gene Ontology annotation, cellular component: cytosol. Gene Ontology annotation, biological process: formaldehyde catabolic process. The transcript has 6 exons. Lineage: Eukaryota; Fungi; Ascomycota; Dothideomycetes; Pleosporales; Sporormiaceae. The record is from RefSeq and is a predicted model, not a curated record. Gene Ontology annotation, molecular function: S-(hydroxymethyl)glutathione dehydrogenase [NAD(P)+] activity; zinc ion binding.